AUGGCCUUCUCUUCACGAUCGAUACCGUCUGGGCACCUGCGGCAGACAUCUGUGCCUGGCGCAUCGACAGGCAUGUCGCUCCAGGCGCGCGUCAACGAAAAGCGCGAGGAGCUCGAGAACCUGAAGCAGCUGCGCGACCUCAGUGCUGCGGUGGCCUCGCAAAUGGAGGCGCUCGAAGAGAAGCUAUCGACACUGUCUGACGGAACCGAAGGUAUGCAAAUUGAGCCACGACAGCACCGGAUGCUCUUGACCGGUUCGAGACUGAUUGCUAACAGUAGCAUCGCAGCGAUUGCAACCGUGAUGGCCAACUGGCAUAAUGUGCUGCGGGCAAUCAAUAUGGCAUCAACAAAACUGCCCCGGGCGCCGACAGAGAACGAGGACAGCUCCGUUUCCCUUCCGCAGAUGCUCGUGCGCAUUCCCACGGAACACGCUCCGAGCCUGCAAGCACAAGCAGACGAGGCCGCUGCCGCUGCCGCUUUGGAAGAAGAGGGCGAGGCAUCAUGA
Molecule: messenger RNA, 504 nt
Organism: Sporothrix schenckii 1099-18
Lineage: Eukaryota; Fungi; Ascomycota; Sordariomycetes; Ophiostomatales; Ophiostomataceae
Product: DASH complex subunit DAD2
Exons: 2
Coding region: 1-504 (167 amino acids)
Biological process (GO): attachment of spindle microtubules to kinetochore; mitotic cell cycle
Cellular component (GO): DASH complex; mitotic spindle; mitotic spindle midzone
Source: RefSeq, a predicted model, not a curated record